This is a messenger RNA of Emericellopsis cladophorae, 717 nucleotides long. RefSeq names its product mitochondrial import inner membrane translocase subunit TIM23. Gene Ontology annotation, biological process: protein import into mitochondrial matrix. Gene Ontology annotation, cellular component: mitochondrial inner membrane; TIM23 mitochondrial import inner membrane translocase complex. Gene Ontology annotation, molecular function: transmembrane protein transporter activity. NCBI's taxonomy places the organism in Eukaryota, Fungi, Ascomycota, Sordariomycetes, Hypocreales, Bionectriaceae. The transcript has 2 exons. Bases 1 to 717 code for a protein of 238 amino acids. The record is from RefSeq and is a predicted model, not a curated record.
AUGUCAUCGGUAUGGACUGCUCUGACGGGCGGCAAUAAGCCCCAGCAGCCCCAAUCCCACGACACAUCAUAUAGCGCUCCUCAACAGACCACCUCGACAACCACCCGCGCGUACGAUCCCUCCGAAGGACAGGGCGUCGAGUCUUUCCUCAACAACUCCGCCUUCUCCGACCCCUCACAACUCCACCCGCUCGCUGGUCUGAACCAGGACUCCCUCGAGUACCUCACUCUCGAAGACGGCGUCCUCUCCGACCUCUCAGGCUCCCAGUCCGUCCUGCCAUCGCGCGGCUUCACCGACGAUCUCUGCUACGGCACUGGUGUCACAUAUCUCUCCGGACUGACGCUUGGUGGCGCGUGGGGUCUGCAGGAAGGCCUCCGCCGCUCCGCCGGGCAGGCACCCAAGUUGCGCCUCAACUCCGUCCUCAACGCCGUGACGCGCCGUGGUCCUUACCUGGGCAACUCGGCGGGCGCCGUGGCCAUCACAUACAACUGCAUCAACUCGCUGAUCGGGUACUUUCGGGGCAAGCACGAUGCGGCCAACUCGGUCGCCGCGGGUGCGCUGAGUGGUAUGGUGUUCAAGAGCACACGGGGCUUGCGGCCGAUGAUGAUCUCGGCCGGUCUCGUCGGAUCCGUGGCUGGCGCCUGGGCGGUCUUCCGCCGGUCAUUCUUCCCUGUGCCGGAGCAGGCUGCUGGCGUCAGCACCUCCGACUCGCUGUAA